Messenger RNA from Chrysochloris asiatica (Cape golden mole), 1089 nucleotides. RefSeq names its product G-protein coupled receptor 183-like. Gene Ontology annotation, molecular function: oxysterol binding; G protein-coupled receptor activity. The transcript has 6 exons. Gene Ontology annotation, biological process: G protein-coupled receptor signaling pathway. Gene Ontology annotation, cellular component: membrane. Lineage: Eukaryota; Metazoa; Chordata; Mammalia; Afrosoricida; Chrysochloridae. The coding region runs from base 1 to 1089 and encodes 362 amino acids. The record is from RefSeq and is a predicted model, not a curated record.
AUGAGGGACCUCUCUGAGAUGGCUUCCAACAAGACUAACUCAACCACCCUCUGCCAUUCUCACCUCCCACCCAAAGCGGCCACAAUGACACUUUCUCUGUUCUACACAGCCCUCUUCAUCCUCAGCACCUUGGGAAACAUCCUUGCCCUUUGCCUUGCCUGCCAAAAGAGCCCGAAGAAGAUCAAUUCAACAGGCAUUUACUUGGUCCAUCUGGCAGUGUCCGACCUCCUGUUCGCAUUGGCCCUGCCUGGAAAGAUAACCUAUUACGCGUUGGAGUCCAGCUGGCCUUUUGGUGAUUGGUUCUGCAGGCUGACAGCAUUCAUAUUCUACUUAAAUACUUAUGGGAGUGUCUACCUCAUGACGUGUUUGAGCGUGGACCGUUACCUGGCUGUGGUCUGCAUUCACCAGUGUCCCCAGCUCCGAAAGACUAGCCAAGCACGGUUGGUCUGUGUGGGUGUCUGGGCCUUGGCACUGCUACAGACGGACGCCUUUAAACUGUCUCUUCAAGUCACAGUGUCGCUAAUGAAUAUGAGUUGCUGUAUUGAUCCUGUCAUUUACUUCUUUGCAUCUAAAGAUGAUAGGAAAUGGCUCUUCAGCAUUUUAAAACUCCGAGUGUCAGCAUCUUCCUCUUCCUCCACCUCCUCAGAAACCAGGCAUCAGUCAGAUCAUAGGCUUUCUGCCCCAGUGGAGAACAAGUUUUCAGCACAAGUGCGAAGUAUUGCCAAUAACCCCAACGUGGUGCCACUGGGGCAGACGUGGUCCUUACCAGGAUCCUGGCAGAAGGGCACAUGCGUCGAAUGCCCCAGAUGCCUCUGCAAUGAACUUGCACCGUGCGCAAGCAGCAUGGGAAAAGAGAAGCAAGAGCGGCGCACACAAAAGCAGAACUUCUCAAACACGUAUUCCCCACUAAGUCUAAUCAACUUCUUUAAAGCUGUGGUUCAUGAUUUUCCCAUCUUCUGUAGCCCGGCGCAUUAUCAGUUUGCUGGCCACUCCAGUGGGGCAGUUGGAGCUAAAUCUUUGGAGAACCCCAGUAGGGAACUGGGCCAGUUGCCAAUGACCGUGGUCAGUGUUAUGGUGGGCAAUGCAUGA